Messenger RNA from Schistosoma turkestanicum, 4886 nucleotides. NCBI's taxonomy places the organism in Eukaryota, Metazoa, Platyhelminthes, Trematoda, Strigeidida, Schistosomatidae. The record is from the annotation of a GenBank genome assembly.
AAGGUUGUUUUGACGUCCUUGAUGGGUCUGAUAUCUUAAAUCAGUCGUAAAGUUCGUAUCUUUUGAUUCAUACAUACAUUUUCUGAAAAAACAAUAUAGAACUACGCAUAGAUGUCCGAUUUUAUCAUCCCUGUCACGAAAGCAGAUCUAUUGAAGCGAUCUAUUUCCAAUGCUUAUGUUGUAAACGAUGUGAUUUCCGUGAGAAAUUUAAGAAAUUAUCUACCAAGAUCUCAACGAUCUCUCACAAGUGAAGGAUUCACCUAUAUACUACAUGAGUUUGACACUUUGUUCAGCGUUCUGCAUGAAUGGCAGAAUGUUGACUCGGGAAUUAAGGAGAAUGCUUGGCACAUAGUUCUAAAAGGAUAUGAAGUUUGUGUACGUCAGUUAGGUUCAGUACUUGAAUCUACACAAGCUGGACAGUUAGUUCUUAAUCGAACUGAAAUAAAUAAAAAUCGAAAUGCAUUAAAAAUGCAUACAUAUUUAUUGUGUCAAUUUGUUGAUAUGUUUGAAAAUGAACUAAAUGCUAAUGCCAAAUCUGCAGUAGGCGCUAAUACCGGACGUGGUAGAGGAACCAAAGCUAGUCGUCGAGCUGAUCGUGCACCAUCUGAUUUACAAUUAUCUAUGGAUUGGUUUAUUGAAUGUGAAAAAGCCAUUAGUGCUCUUGAUCAAAUUUGUCGUUUACAACUAGAUAAACUUUGGGAUCCUCCAGUAGCUGAAGAAGAUUUCAUUAACUUACCAGCUAAUUGUUGUUAUAAAUUACUUGAAGAUCGUGAUAUGGCUAGUAAUGCUAAUAUACGUGCUGCAGUGAUCAAUUUAUUGGCGACAUUAGUUCGUCGUUAUGGUCAUAGUAUUGCAUGUUCCGUGAAAUUAGCUCAAUUAUUACAAUGUUUUCCACAUAUGGUUAAUUGUCUUAUGGCUAUUGUCAGAUCAUUUAUUGAAGAUGAAAAAAUCACUAGUGUUGUUCGUGAAUUAUUAAAAGAAAUUUGUAGUUAUAAUGGAGCAGAUUUAGAACGUGAUUCACAAGCUUCACAAAAUUUUUCCAAUUUUCUAAUAGAAAUAGCUCGAGCUUAUCCAUCACUGGCUCAAUCCAUCUUACCAUUACUACGUUGUCGACUUGAUGAAGAACCAUAUCAAAUGAGAAAUUGUGUAUUAGGUGUGAUUGGUGAGAUAUUACCAAUGUUUGCUAAACGUGAACAAUUAAAUGCAAAUGAACGUGUUCAACGAGAUCGUUUAAUGGAUUUGUUACAAGAGCAUAUUCAUGAUGUGAAUGGUUAUGUACGUGCAAAAGCUUUACAAAUAUGGCAUAAUAUUGUUGUUCUUGGAGGUUUACCAGUCAGUCGUCAAUCGAAAUUAGCCGCUUUAUUAGUUGGCAAUCUAGGCGCAAUGAUGGAUGUAUCAGCUUCAGCAAGAAAGAAUGCUUGUAAAACUCUUACAGCCAUGAUAUUGCAAUGUCCUGCUGCAAAGCUAACUACACAGGAAUUACAACAAGUUGUAAAUAAGGAGAAAAGACGUCUUGAUAGUUUAGAAGAAUUAUUAAUGCAUCAUAAAUCUGUUACUAAAGUCGGUACUAUUGAUGAAAAUGAAAUCACAACUAAUCAUGACAACAAUCAAAUUAACAUUCAGAAAUCAUUAAAGAAAAAGAAAAAAUCUAAAAAACGUAAAAAUUCAAAUGCCAAUGGAAUUAUUAGUAGUAGUAAUAGUCGAAAGAGAUCAACACGUCGUAGUCGUCGAUCAGUCGACUCAAAUGAUGAAGAACAACAAGUCAGUGAUAACGACGACAAUGAUAAUGAUGACGACGAGCGGGAGGAGUUAGAGGACGAAGAAGAUGACACUGAUGACGAAGUUGAUGUGGAUAGUAAUGAUGAUGAUGAUGAUGAAGAUGAAGCAAAUGUUACACUGUGUCCUACCGCAGAAUCUGAUGCUGCUGCAGCUCUAGAAGCAGCAAUUCAUUCAGCAGCUGCUGUUGCAGCGGAAACUAUCAGUGAUCCAUCAUCAGAAAAUAAUCAAGAUGGUAGUGGUAGUGGUGGUGUUGGUGCCGAUGCCGAUCCAACCACAGGACCAUCUCCAUUACGUUCAACAAGUGUUGCACAAACUGAAUUAACAUCAGAUGUUAUACGUCAACGUGCUUGUGUUGCUUAUCUCUUAGAAACAUCGGCAUUUAUUUCGCAUAUUCAAAUAGCAAUUAAAGAUUUUCAAUUAAUGCUUUCAUCAAAAACUAUGUCUGAUGUGAUUGAAGCUAUUGAAUUUUUUGUUAUUGCAAAACAAGCUGGUAUUAAAGGUUUAGAAAAUGGUAUACGUAUUUUAUUAACCUUGAUAUGGUCACAAGAUGAAACUGUUAAAAAAGCUGUUACAGAAGCAUGUCAAAAAUUAUAUCUUCAACCUGAUUCAGAAGAAUAUUUCAAAUCGAAUGGUACACUCCUCACAAUUGAAGGUGCUGAUUUAGUUGCAACUAAUUUAAGUAAUUUUAUACGUGAUUCUGAAAUUGGUGAUCUAGUUAGUAUGGAACGAAUUAUUCAACAAUUAAUUGCAUCCAAUCAAUUUGACCCAACUUUAAUAGAUUAUUUAUGGCAAAGAUUUAUUCAAUCAGCUAGUCGUAAUGAUAAAGAAAGUUCAAAUGAUGCAAAGUCUAUGUUGCUUAUUAUUAAAAUGAUUGUACAAUCUGGGGCUAAAGAGAUUAAUCGACAUCUUGAUACACUUAUUCGUCAUGGACUUGAACCUGUUGACUCAUCACAUCCUAUUGAUUUGGAACGAGUGAAAUUCACCUGUGAAGUACUUGAACGAAUGGUUCCAUCAACAAAGCCUGACAAAGCUGGUAAUAAAUCUCUACACAAUAAACCAUUUCGAUUACCUACGAAUCAUGCUUUAUUUGUUCGAUUAAAAACAAUUAUGAUUUCAACUGUAUCUCAACCAAAUCAAGUACUUUGGGUACCAAUGAUGGAAAAGGCUAUCAGUAUUAUAUACGACUUAGCCGAAGCACCCGAUUCUAUCAUGUGUCAUUUAUUACGUGCAACAGCUGAAAAAUUAAUACAAUACAAAUCAAUCACAGCGAAUAAUUUGAUGAAUGCAAAUGAACCCAUAGUAGACCAUAAUAAUGACAAUAAUAACAAUCAAUGCAUUGAUAAGAAUGACAAUGAUAAUGCGGAUGAUAAUGAUGAUGUGAAUCAUAACAAUGAACAAGAGAAUGUUCCACCUCUAUCUCAAUUAAAAUUAGAUCCAGAUAUGACAUCCUCAUCAUCAGUUAGUGUUAAUGUACCAGCAUUUCUACUUUCAAGAUUUUUAGCGCUAAUUGGUCAUAUUACAUUAAAACAAUUGGUUUUUAUGGAAUCCACUGUAUUGAAUGAAUUGAAACGACGUGCUCUCAUUCAAGAAGAUCAUGAUUCAAAACGAAAAUCAAAAUCACGUAAAAAUAUUCGACAAUCAAGAAUGUCAAUGUUAGAAAAUUCUGUCAAUGCUUCAUCAACUUUAACAACAGGUCAACCAACUGUUGAUGAAGAAUCUGGUCUAGUCGGUGUAGCAGCUGAUGAUACUGAAGCAGAUUAUAUACGUCAUAUAUGUGAUCAUGAAUUAUUAAAAUCACCUGAUGUUAUUCUACCGCCAUUAUUAAAUUUUGUCACUUAUGUUUGUUCACAUCCAUCAAGAUUUACAGAUGAAACUGUACAGGCAUCCGCUAGUCUUGCACUAGCAAAAAUGAUGCUUGUCAAUGCUGAAGUAUGUGAACCACGUCUUCAGUUAUUAUUUACAAUGGCUGAACGAAGUCAAUCAGAAAUAGUUAGAGCUAAUUUAAUUGUAGCAUUGGGUGAUUUAUGCCGUCGUUUCCCUAAUCUCAUUGAACCAUGGACACCGAAUUUAUAUGCACGACUACGUGAUACAUCAGCGAAAGUUCGUACCAAUGCAUUGAAUACAUUGAGUCAUUUAAUUUUAAAUGAUAUGGUAAAGGUUAAAGGUCAAAUUAGUGAAAUGACUGUUUGUUUAGUUGACGAAAUUGAUCGAUUGAAUAUUUUGGCUCGUCGAUUUUUUCAUGAAUUAUCACAAAAAGGCAAUUCAUUGUAUAAUGUUGUACCAGAUAUAAUCAGUCGAUUAAGUGAUCCAAAUAUUGGUGUUUCUGAAGAACAUUUCCGCUCAAUCAUGGAGUUUCUUAUUCCAUUGAUUGUCAAAGAACGUUUAUGUGAAACAUUAGUUGAAAAGCUAUGUGCCAGAUUUCGUACAACAACUUUAGAACGACAAUGGCGUGAUUUGUCAUUCUGUUUAAAUGCAAUGCCAUUCAAUGAUCGAAUGAUGCGAGUAUUAUAUGAGAAUUUACCUGCAUUCGCAGAUAAAUUAUGCAUUCGAGAAGUGUACGCUGCAUUUGAUUCUAUUAUAUCGAAUGUAAAGAAAUUAAUUAAACCAGACAAUAUGGCUAGACUGGAAGAAUUUGAAGCAAAAGUAAAAGAGUUUCAUGAAAAAGGUGUUGCUGAUGAGGCUGCAGUUAGACGUGCAGAAAUUGCUGCCAAAACAGCUAAACAACGUUCACGUCCUAAUCGUGUAUCACAUAGUUCCAGUGUGGUGGCAGGAAAUACCAGUGAAGUUAGCCGUAGAAAUUUACGACGUACUACAACGAAUAGUCGAACAGCAGUUAUACGACGAGAUAACAAUGAUGAUGAUGAUGGCGACGACAAUGAUCCUAAUGAAAUUGAAGAUGUUACUCCAACGAAUCGUACGAAAAAUACACGUAACACACGUACUCGUGCUCGUACAAGGAUUAUUUUCAGUUCAGAUGAAGAGGACGAAUAAAUUGAAUAAUGUAUUUUAUAUAUGUAUAUUUUUUUAAUAACAAGAAAAUUGUUAAUCGUCAUUCUCUAUUGCAUAUUUCAGUGUUAUCUAGAUAGAUAGAUAUAUAUGUUGAUUAU